AUGGGCACAUCAGCAACUCCUUGUACGGAAUGGGGUGCAGACGGAUUCGACUCUAAAGAGCACACACGUCAACAAGUGAGUGAGAUGGGACCACGCGAAGUUGCUAAUUCGGGAGCUGAUGAAAAAGAAAAGCCACAAAAGCGACGUAGAGGAAGGCCAAGGAAACAUCCAGUUGAAGUGAAAAUCCCUCAGAAGAUAGACAGUCGAGUUACGAGAGGUCGUGUCAACCCGGAAGGUGCUGGUGAAUUCACUGAUGACAUAGGGGAUGAAGAGGAGGUGCAUCAAGUACCAGAAGAGGAUCCAAACGAUCCAGAAUUUGAACCAACUCGACGUACAAGUCACAGGCGGCGGAAGAGUAUCAGAACAUAUAACCAAACGGCGUUGUUUGAAGAGGAAAUGUUGAAGGACAGAGAUUCGUUGGAAAAUAAUGGCCGUGGGCGCGGGCGUGGUCGUGGUCGUGGUCGUGGUCGUGGUCGAGGACGUCCUCGUGGGUCAGGUAGAAAACGAGAGGACUCUGUUCUCACUGAUUCUGCUGUGGGAAGUCACAUACAUAAUGUAAAGGCGCCACUCAUUUCUGGUGAAGGAGAAUUUCGACACAUUGUACAAGAAGAAGUGUCGCUAUAUGAGGAACACUUGCCUACACUACCACCGACGAUUCCUGAUCCGGUGCAGAGGUUGUAUGUGGUGCGUGUUGACGGCCUGGAUGCACUACUAAACGCAGGCGCUGGUUUUCGCUUGAUGACUAGCUGCGUCACCGAUGAUAUGAUGGUUUCCUUAUUUCACUUGACUACGGAUAAGUAUUUCGUGAACAAUAACGUUGAGGAUGUUCUUCAGCUCGCACAGGUGCUACGACAUGUUUGGAAUAUGCUGCCAUUGUCAAAGCGACUAGCAUGGGAAAAUGCUGCGCGUAAACUUGCCUUGGAAAAGAAUGUAUCUAAUGAAGUGACAACAGUGAAAGAAGAAGAGAAUGAUAUCAGUGUCCAUAGCGAAACGAUGCCAUUACGGGAGUUUCCAUUUGGUAUGGACAUCGAAGAGAGUUUAUCACCUUCAGGUGAUGUGUCAAUAAAAACACAUUUAUUGGAGUCAAGCAAAAAAUUGCGACCAGUUCGGAGUUCGUGUUGUACCAUCCAAGAGACAUGGCAAUCUUUUGUUGAUGUACAGUCACAUUUACUUGCUGGACAUUACACCGCUAUUUUCUAUGGAUGUCACUUUUGUGGUGUAUUGUAUAACACGAUGGAGGCUCUUUUGGGGCAUUCUGAUUGCACACGAUGGGGGAGAAUGUUAUUGAGUGAAACGGUAAGGGACGGAGGAAAGCAGCUUUGUAAGGUCGAAAUGAAAAGAGCUUAUCUUUUUAUGGUGUGUACUGAUUGUGGCUUAUGGUUACCUAUUCGAAUGAAUUUUAUUCAAGAUCGUCUUCCCAAGGCGUGGAACUUUUUUGCAACAGUCAUGGAGAAUCACUCUUGUAAGAAAGUGGUACCAGUGCUGGUUUAUAUGGCAGAAGCAAUGGAUUUGCCAUCAAGAGAUUCUCGCCUUCUAAUCCCACUGAUUCCCUCGUUCGUAAAAAAUUUUCCUUUCACAUGUGAAGAAUGUAAAAUUUCUUCAUUUCCUACACCAGACGAAAUGGAUAUGCAUUUUCAAAAGGUGCAUCAUAUAAAGUACAAGUGCACUAAGUGUGGAGAAUGCAGCGGUACCGAACUUUACCAUAAGGCUCAUCUUACAUCACAUCUUUCUGAAUCUCUUCUUCUUGCUGACUAUUUACGAACGACAUGUACGUUUCAUCCACCACCUCACUGUGAUGGACCUCCUGUAAUUGGUGCCGAGAAACGACUUCCAGCUAGUGGUGGAUCGCCGGCAAUGAAAACUCCAACUCUUCUCAGCCAUGAUUUAAUUGAUGAUUUUGAACCACAUGCAGAAAUAAAGCUUUUAAACAGUAUCGAGAUUGGUAGAAUGGCCAAUGUUUUAUCAAAAGAGGAAACGGAUUCUAAUGGAAAUAAAUUACGCAUGGAUUUGGCCUACGAACAUUACGAUUAUAGGACAUUAGAGGAGUCGGAAGAAGAAAAGGAAGCGAAAAAACAGAUUAACGAUUAUUUUCAUGCGUUAAAUGGAACAAGUGAUCCUGAUGAUGCGGUCUUAGAUUGGCGAACUCGAGUUAAUGAUUACGCGAAUCUGGUUAAGCUACUUCAAACUUCAGUCAGGAAGACAGUAUCAAUCGAUUAUGCAUCAUCACCGGAAACGGUUGAGGUCGACAUGUUUGCUGCGAUGUUAGCAGCGAAGUUUAGAAAGCAAGUAUCCGUGCCUCUUUCUGCUUGCUUGGAGCUCUUAUCUGGCAAUCUGUUAUUCAAACGGUACGUGUAUUGCUCUUCGUGUAACACGAUUCUGUCAUCAGCGGUCAGCUUACAAGCUCAUAACUUGAAAUGUGGUGGGGAGAACGGUACAAAGCUUAUCUCACUCUACUGCCCGCCAGCACCUAGGAAUAGGGAGAUUGAGUGCCCAUCUUGUUCCCUGAUGUUGUGCUCUAUCGCAGCUCUUCGUGGUCAUAUGGCAAUUCAGCAUGGAAUCUAUGUUGAACAUAAAGCUAACAACCAUCUUGGCGUCGCUUCGGAGAUAAAUGGUAGUCUGCAAGAUAUCUCAUCUCGUCCCGCUGACAAGAGAUCGCAUGUCGCUCGUGACACGGACAAUGCCCUUUGGUUGCGAUUCGGAACUCUGCUACCGAAAUCACCUUUUAAUCUACAGUCGAAAGGAUUUAAAUUGGCAUAUAUGGAUCAGAAGAAUGGAUUUCCUACUGUCAGUUGUCAGAAUGGGCCUCGAAUUAUUCACCGCAGUGGCGCACAAGUUCGACGUAGAGCUCUUCCGUCUCUAGAAAACGUGGCCACGAAAUCGCAAACUGCAAGUAGUGAAUACCAACAUACUAGUCUACCGCUUUCGUCUAGAGGAAAUAAUCAGCACUGUGUCAAACCAUUUAUCUUGGUUAAUAAUAUGCUUCGGUGUAAAUUUUGUGCCCACCAAACAACUACGCCACAAUUCAUGAGAGACCAUCUUCAGUCAAAUCAUGUUCUUGUAUGUCGAGCGUGUGGAGAUGGUUUCGCUGAUCGAGAGGCGUUAACACGUCAUGGAAAAAUGGGACGUUGUUCAAUGCUUUUCAAGGACACCUCUGUGAAGAACAUUUCGGCUGAUUGUGGAGUAUGCAAAAAACGCAUGUCUUUGGCUAAUGCCUAUCUUCAUCUGUUCCGUGAACAUCUUAGCUCUGUUGUAUAUGACACUGCUACCCUGCAGGUGUACCCUGAGCAUCAAAAUUUGCACAUUAGCAGAGGUCUUGGUGAUUACGAAAAUAUUAUAAUAAAGGAGGUCCUUCCGAAUUCGCAAAGUAUGGAAACUCCGAAGGAUCUAAACACCAGAGUUGUCGUGUACAAACAGCCAAGAAAUACGUGCGGCUUCUGUCACAGAAUGCUAGUCCGUGGAGCUUUCGCACAUCUUCUGUACAUGUGCACACAGACACGCAAAUGUGCUCUGUGCUCCGGACAGCAGAAAAUGAAGAAUGCUGCGGAAAUGACAGUGCACUGGACUAACAAGCAUUUGGAUAUUCUUCGCAGGUUUCAAUGUUCUGACUGUAGUAUGACUUUUUGCCAUGUGGAGGACUUUUGGCCUCAUCAGUGUCGGUCACAUUUUAUGCAGCAGAGAUGCAGUUGUGGAUUCGACAUGAUUUUCUCAUCACGCACUGCUUUUCUUUUGCAUUUUGGAAUGCAUAUGGAUGAAGCUAACAUGAUAUGCAAACUGUGUAAAUUCAAAUUCUCCUCUAGAAUUGCUUUACAGAAUCAUCGUCUUUCACAUGCCAUUAUGGUCAGUAGCUCAAAUGAACGACAAUUAAUUGUUUUGGAUACAAGUUUGAUAGUUCCAGAGCCUGUUCACGUAGAAAAUGGUAAACGUACAAAAAAGUGCGUGAAAGAGCUUGACGCGUUGAUUGAGGAGAAACAAAAUGAUACUCCUGGUGUUGAUGAUGAUCUCGUAGACAGUGGUGAAACGACUCCAGCUGCCCUCUCAGCCGAAGUACGUGUUGAAGCUGCAGAUUCUGCAUCAUAUCCGAGUUCGAAUAUGCCUGGUUACGUAGAAGAUGACGACGAUGAACAGACGGUUAAACGUGUUGUUGAGCGACGGUACCUCUCGCAUACCACGUUUUUGCACUUCGGUGAGGUUGGAGUUGUAUCUUUUCUCGCGAUAGUGAUUAAAGGUAUUGAAAUUUUCGUUCGUAUAUGUCUGAAUCUUGAUAUCAACUUCAUUGUUAGGAUCUUGUUGUCUAAAGAACGUCGGGGGAAAUGGUGCCAUUGGUAG
This is a messenger RNA of Angiostrongylus costaricensis, 4326 nucleotides long. NCBI's taxonomy places the organism in Eukaryota, Metazoa, Nematoda, Chromadorea, Rhabditida, Metastrongylidae. The record is from the annotation of a GenBank genome assembly.